Phyllostomus discolor (pale spear-nosed bat) is the source of this 715-nucleotide messenger RNA. It is a transcript of the gene CD3D, whose product is annotated as CD3d molecule. The record is from RefSeq and is a predicted model, not a curated record. Bases 99 to 629 code for a protein of 176 amino acids. Gene Ontology annotation, biological process: positive thymic T cell selection; cell surface receptor signaling pathway. The transcript has 5 exons. Gene Ontology annotation, molecular function: transmembrane signaling receptor activity. Gene Ontology annotation, cellular component: external side of plasma membrane; membrane; alpha-beta T cell receptor complex. Lineage: Eukaryota; Metazoa; Chordata; Mammalia; Chiroptera; Phyllostomidae.
CUUUUUCCGGUGUGUGAGUCAGUUGGGGGAGGGCAGCUCUCACCCUGGCUGAUAGUUCUGUGAUCUGAGUCUAUCUACUACAUGACUUCUGUUGAAAGAUGGAACACAGAAGUUUUCUGGCUGGUCUGAUACUGGCUGCACUUCUCUCCCAAGGCAAAGCUUCUUCAGUGAGCCCUGAGUAUCAAGUCAUGAAGGAACUUGAGGACAAAGUGAUUUUGAGUUGUGAUAGAGGCAUCACAUGGCUAAGUGGAAUGAAGGGGAAAUCGUUUUCAGACAAUACAGUUCUGGACUUGGGAAAACGCACCCUGGACCCACGGGGAUUGUAUGAGUGCAAUGUGACAACUGGAAACAGCUUCAAAACAUUUACAGUGCAAGUAUAUUAUCGAAUGUGCCAGAACUGUGUGGAGCUGGAUUCAGCUACCCUGGCAGGCGUUAUUGUCACUGAUGUCAUUGCCACUCUGCUCCUUGCUUUGGGAGUCUACUGCUUUGCUGGACAUGAGACUGGAAGGCUGUCUAGGACUGCUGACACUCAGGCUCUAUUGAGGAAUGACCAACUCUAUCAGCCUCUCAGAGAUCGGAAUGAUGCUCAGUACAGUCGUCUUGGUGAAAACUGGCCUCGGAACAAGUGAACCUCAGACUGAUGGCUUAUAGGAACAUCAGUUACUGACUGUACCACCUCUCCUUCUCAGCCAAUAAAGAUGUCUUCUCCCACUCA